Eutrema salsugineum is the source of this 911-nucleotide messenger RNA. RefSeq lists its product as uncharacterized. The transcript has 6 exons. NCBI's taxonomy places the organism in Eukaryota, Viridiplantae, Streptophyta, Magnoliopsida, Brassicales, Brassicaceae. The record is from RefSeq and is a predicted model, not a curated record. The coding region runs from base 187 to 636 and encodes 149 amino acids.
UCCUCUCCCAAAUUUCUCAUUCCUCUAAUUCUCCCAAUUAUCUUCACCUUCGUAUAAAUCCAUACAUACACACACAGAUCUCUCUCUCUCUCUCUCUCUCUCUCUCUAUAUAUAUAUAUAUAUAUAUAUACGUAUAUUAUACAAAUUCGUGGGUUUAGCUGAAAGAGUGGUUUUUUUUUAGAGACAAUGGAAGGAAGAAAGAAGAAGGCUGCUGCUUCUUCUUCUUCUUCUUCCUCGUUAACCUCUGAGCUAUUUGGUUCAAGAGAAAAUCCUUCUUCUUCUCCUUCUUCUUCCUCUUCCCGGAUUUUCGAAUCGAUUUUCGCUCCUCCUUCCAAGGUUCUGGGAAGAGAAUCUAUGCGACAACAGGAGGCUGUGACUGGUGUCUGGAACGACAAAAGCUCAAAGACUGGUGAUGUUGGUAGAAACAGGGAACAACAAGAGAAUCUUGGCCAAAUUUAUCAGGACCAGAGUGUACAACCUUGUCAUCUUAGUUCUUCCAUCUAUUACGGUGGCCCAGAUGUCUAUUACCAGCCUCAGAAUUCGAGCGUCAACUCUACGAACAAGAAAGACGGAGGCGAAGAUGAUUCCGGAAGUGCCUCAAGAGGAAAUUGGUGGCAAGGAUCUCUGUAUUACUAAGUAGAGAUCUUGAUACUUAGCUAAUGUUAUAAAAUACGAAAACAAGGUACAUAGGAACCAAAGAAAAAAACAGAGAGUAGUACUGGUGGAUCUGUUUAGUAACUUCUCAUCUUAUUAUUACAAAAAGUAUGGAAGAAGUUUGAAGUUAGGUGCUAAGAAACAGGGGAGGUUUUUUUUCCCUCAAUUAUAAUUUAGAUAAGCCGUUGAUGGUUUUGUACAAAACUCUAUAGAUUUCCAGUUUCCACGCAUAUAAAUAAAUAAGUGAACUUUUUUUU